AUGGAAAAUAUCUUCACGGUACAUGAUGUUGUGUUAAGCAGGCGAGGGUCCUACAUCUUGGGAACUUUGAUCUUGUCUUCUCACCACCUUGUAUUUACAUUCACAACAAAUCAAAAGCACACCUCCUCGUCAUCAGCUACUCAAGCACAGCAGAAGGAAAUAUGGAUAUGUUACCCUAUAAUCGAAAGGAUUGCAAAAUCUAGAGGAUCAACAUGGCUAAACAAUAAUACCGCAGGAUCAAACACUUCCAGCCUCGAGUAUCGAAUAUCAUCGGCGAUAAAUUCAUCAUCUGCAGCGACAUCCAACUCCCCUUCACCUCAGCCACAGCCUGUGGCUCCUCAGGUUGAAGGUUUUGAUAACUAUAGUGCUUCAAAUAUCAGGUUACAAUGUAAGGAUUUUACCUACUUUUCAUUUGAUUUCAAGAAUGAUUUAAUAUGCACCCAAGUGUUUAACAAAAUGAGUUCAUUGGCCACUACUGUGAAAACUGAAAACGACAUCAAGGCACUAUAUGCAUACUCAUAUGUUCCAAACAACUUGGAAAAAGAAUUGGAUGUUAGAGGUUGGGAUAUAUAUGACCCAGUGGCGGAGUACACCAGGCUAGGGUUGAUUUCAAGCAAUGCAGAUGACAAGUACUGGAGAGUAAGUGAGGUCAAUGCAGAGUACAAGUUUUGUCCAUCUUACCCUCGAAUACUAAUAGUGCCGAACUCCAUAUCGGAUAAUGUAUUGAAACAUGCAGCAAAAUUUAGAUCGAAACAAAGAAUACCAGCAGUGGUGUAUAAACACCGAUCCAAUAUCAACGGAAAUGUUAUUGCUAGGUGUGCUCAACCAUUGGUGGGGUUGAAUUUGCAAAAUCGAUCCAUUCAGGAUGAAAAGUUGAUUGGAGAGAUUUUCCACUGUCAAGAUGCUGAGCGUGCUAGACGCUUGAAGAUGGAGCAGUCUGGUGACAUUACCGAUUACCAGUCACAGCAAAUGCAACGUAACCUUCUAGUUGACUUGCGACCGGUAACAAAUGCAAUGGCACAGCAUGCGUUGGGUGCAGGGACGGAAAACGUAGACAACUACAAGAACAAAAAGAGUCGAAGUAAUGAUGCCAAUGAUGACGAGAGCAAUGCCCAUUCUUCUAAAAGUCCACGCCAAGUUGACAAGAUAUUUAGCAAUAUUGAUAACAUCCAUGUGGUGCGAGACUCACUUACGAAGUUGACCACGAUUUUGAAUGACCUCGAUCGAUUUCAACAACCAACUGAUCCCAAUCAGCAGCAAAAUACAUCCGCUGCAGCAACUUUACAAAAUGCACUAACAAAGACACAGUGGUUGACCCGCCUUUCCAUAAUCUUGCAAUCAGUUGAUAGAAUAACCAAAUCAGUUCACCUAAAUAAUACAAAUGUGAUUAUUCACUGUUCUGAUGGGUGGGAUCGAACCUCACAGGUUUCUGCAUUGGCGCAAUUGUGUCUAGACCCGUAUUACAGGACUUUGAAGGGAUUCAUGGUGUUGAUUGAAAAAGAAUGGGUUAGCUUUGGGUUCAAGUUCAAUACGAGAGCUGAUCAUGGUGGUUGCAUUGGCGCAGUUAUGAAGAAGGAGUCCAAGAAGCAUCAGCCACCUCAAUCUGGCAACGUUAAUAGUAACGGCAACGGCAACGGCAAUGGUAACAGUAACAGUAACAGUAACAGUAACAGUAACAGUAACAGGACUGAUGAGCAAUCAUCCGAGAUAUCAAUUGACAGCUUGCAAUUGGAAAAUACGUUGGCUAAUGAAGUUUCCGGUGCGGCAAGUGGGGCAGCAGCGAGUGUCACUUCCUUCUUGCAAAAAGCAGCCAGGGCUGCUCGUGAUAUCAAAAAUAGCGCUCAAAAUGGAUUGUCCAGCUACCCCAAUGGACAUCGCACUGGCUCACCUGAAUCCAAUACCGACAAACGAUUUUACUCAUCAUCAUCGUCAUCAUCUAGCAUCUAUGGUGGAAGCAACGAGCGUUCGCCCGUUUUCCACCAAUUCUUAGACUGUGUCUAUCAAAUCGUUCGUCAGCAUCCUACAAAGUUUCAGUUUAACACGAGGUUUCUCAAGAGACUUUUGUAUCAUUACUAUUCUUGUCAAUAUGGAUCCUUCUUGUGCGAUUCCGAACGCGAAUUACUACAAGUGCAUAAAUGUUAUGAGUCGACUGUGUCCAUUUGGGAUUAUUUCAACUCACGACCAAAUGAAUUUCUAAACAAAUCGUAUGCUGAAGAUGACGAAGUCAUCUUUUUCAAUUCGUCUGAUUUGAAAUGGUGGUUUGAGUUGUAUGGACGAUCGGAUGAGGAGAUGAAUGGAUUAUCCAACUCUUUGGACAAAAAGUUUGCACAAAUGUUGAAGAAGGAGUAG
Molecule: messenger RNA, 2349 nt
Organism: Lodderomyces theae
Lineage: Eukaryota; Fungi; Ascomycota; Pichiomycetes; Serinales; Debaryomycetaceae
Product: phosphatidylinositol-3-phosphatase
Exons: 1
Coding region: 1-2349 (782 amino acids)
Biological process (GO): dephosphorylation
Molecular function (GO): phosphatase activity
Source: RefSeq, a predicted model, not a curated record